Messenger RNA from Durio zibethinus, 955 nucleotides. Lineage: Eukaryota; Viridiplantae; Streptophyta; Magnoliopsida; Malvales; Malvaceae. The record is from RefSeq and is a predicted model, not a curated record.
UGAUAUAAUGUAGGGAAAACUUGGUGACGGUUGGUACUUGCUAGUCAUUAACCGUCAAUAACAACCCAAAGUUUCGAAUUUCAAACCAAAGAAAAAACCCUUUAAAUAUCACAUAAUUCCCCUAAAACUUUCAUUACAUUGUCAUCACGUCAGUUUUUUUGUUUUUUUUCUUCUCCGCCAUUCCCUUUGUGUCUGAAAACAAUAUGGAACACACUGAAGAAGGAAUUGGCAUCAAAGUCUACAAUGCAACACCAGAGGAAGGUCCUACACGAAUCUCCUCCCUCCCUCGGCUGCCACCAGAAGCCAACCGGAAGAGGAAAGCCGUGGCGAAAGGAGUACAAAAAACUAUAUCCAAAACUUCUAUGCUUGUGAACUUCCUUCCAACAGGCACCCUUUUAACUUUUGAAAUGGUCCUGCCUUCUGUUUCCCACAAUGGUGAUUGCUCCCCUGUUAACACCAUGAUGAUUUACUUCCUCCUAUGCCUUUGCGCAUUCUCUUGCUUCUUCUUCCAUUUCACUGAUAGUUUCCGGGAUCCUAACGGAAAACUUUACUAUGGUUUCGUGACCCCAAAGGGACUGGCUGUGUUCAAGCCUGGUCUCGACAUUGAAACCCCGAAAGAUGAUAAAUAUAAGGUUGGACUUACUGAUUUUGUGCAUGCCAUCAUGUCGGUCUUGGUGUUUGUGGCAAUUGCGUUUUCGGAUCAUAGAGUUACAAACUGUGUUUUCCCCGGGUAUGAGAAGGAAAUGGAUCAGGUUAUGGAGAGUUUUCCACUGAUGGUGGGGAUUAUUUGCAGUGGCUUGUUUCUUGUGUUUCCUACCACUAGAUUUGGCGUUGGUUGCAUGCCUGCUUGAAAUUUUUAGAAAAUCAUUGUUUUCAGUGUUGGUAUAGAUAUAUUAGUGUGAAAUGAAUUUGUAAGAAUAAAUUUCUUCAAGAAUUUAUGGCUUCUGCCUGCAGA